Messenger RNA from Oncorhynchus gorbuscha (pink salmon), 1838 nucleotides. RefSeq names its product polymerase (DNA-directed), delta 3, accessory subunit (gene pold3). The record is from RefSeq and is a predicted model, not a curated record. Gene Ontology annotation, biological process: DNA replication; DNA strand elongation involved in DNA replication; nucleotide-excision repair, DNA gap filling. Gene Ontology annotation, molecular function: DNA-directed DNA polymerase activity. The transcript has 12 exons. NCBI's taxonomy places the organism in Eukaryota, Metazoa, Chordata, Actinopteri, Salmoniformes, Salmonidae. Gene Ontology annotation, cellular component: nucleus; delta DNA polymerase complex. Bases 77 to 1423 code for a protein of 448 amino acids.
CAGUGUCUUCCCUUCCCGCCUGAAACAGAAACGGGGGUAGAAGAGCUAUCGACUCGUUAGCUUCAUACAUUGCACAAUGGAUGACCUUUACUUGGAUAAUAUUGAUGAAUUUGUCAACGACCAGAAUAAAAUCGUGACCUACAAAUGGCUGAGUCUCACCCUUGGGGUCCAUGUCAACCUAGCCAAACAGAUGCUCUACCAUUACUUGGAUCAAAAGAGGAAAGAAGGCUCGGCUCGGCUCCAUGCUACCUACCUUGUGUCUGGCAAGUUUGUUGAGAAUGGUACCACGAGUCACAAGGUGUCAGUAGUGCGAGAGGAUCAGCUGGAGGAUGCGAAGUCAAAGAUGAGCCUGACGGUCAGCGUACAUGUGUACAGUGUUCAGAAGGCUGUGCUGAAAGACAGUGGUCCUCUGUACAGUGCUGAUUAUGACACUGUGAAAGAGAAUCUAAGAAAUUGCAGCAGGUACAGUGCAAUUCGUUGUGCUGAUGCGGUGCCUAGGUCCUCUGCAGAGGUGCAGCAGGCCUGUGAGACGACACAGGCCCCACCACCAGAGACGGAGCAAAUCAAAGCAAACCAUUCGAAUCUGGCCUCUAAACCCACCUCCAAGCAACCCAAAGGCAUUAUGGGAAUGUUUGCAAACAAGAAUGUCUCCAAGAAUCCAGAUUCAAGCAAAGAGAUUAAAUUGGAGCACAAAGAGGUUACACCUGUGGUUGAGACCUCCAAAACUAAACCUGCUCCGAAAACGAAUCCUGUGGCUAACUUCUUUGCGAAACAAGCAGCCAAAAAACCUGACAAAUCCAUCAAGGAAGAGGUAGAAAUAGCCCAGACAUCCUCCUCGGUGGAUGAGAAGCCCUCAAGUCCACCUCCUAAAGCAGAGACUCCUGUCAAGGAGGAACUAGCAAAGGAUGCUGUGGUUGAGAAAGAUACAAGUAAGACCAAGCGUCUUGAACAUUCUGAUAGUGAAGAGGAGAAGAACGAGAGUCGGAGGAAGAAGAGACGGAGGAUAAAGAAGCCCGAGCCAGACAGUAGUGGCGAUGAGGUUAUUCCAGACUCUCCUCCACAGUUGCAAGAAAAGAGGGACCCAUCACCAAGUCCUGAGAUUCAAGUAAAGAAAGAACCAGUUGCUGUUUCACAUUCAGAUGAGCUUUCAGGUUGUAAACGAAGGAAGAGGAGACGUGUCUUGAAAUCGCGCACAUUUGUGGAUGACGAAGGAUGCAUUGUGACCGAGAAAGACUAUGAGAGUGAAUCCUACUCCGAGACUGAGGAUGACUUUAAGUUCAGUCAACCAACUCCGAAGAAUCCAAACCCACCAAAACCAUCAACGGGCAAAAAAGAGGAGGAGAAGAAAAGUAAGAAAGCUGCUGCAGCCUCUAAUAAAUCUACUAAGCAGGCUUCUAUUAUGGGAUUCUUCCAGAAGAAAUGACAGACCUACUCAUGUCGUUGUACUGAACACUGAUAAGGAGCUUGAGGCCCAAGUGAAGAGAAUCUAGACGGACACAUUUUCAAACGCUCCAGAGGAUGGGUGGGUGGAUGUUCUAUCAUUUGGUAGAAUGCUCUACUCAUUUUUUUAAAUCACACUUAUCAAAUAAUUUCCACAUUACUGUAUAUGAUUGAAUAAAUAUAUCCACUUGCAUUGUGAAGUACCAUCGGAGCUACUUUAUCCUGGCAGCAUUUAUAUUUGGUUUUUACGUUUAGUUUACAAUUCUGCAAGUAUUGAAGGGUUCAUGGUGUGGUGAACCAGUACAAAACAAACAAACAUGUCUAUGAUGCUAUUUUUUUGCUGGUAGAAUAUGUUCUUCAAUGUUUCAACGUGUAUGUUCAUUAAAUCUAUUUUCAUA